Messenger RNA from Arctia plantaginis, 4608 nucleotides. NCBI's taxonomy places the organism in Eukaryota, Metazoa, Arthropoda, Insecta, Lepidoptera, Erebidae. The record is from the annotation of a GenBank genome assembly.
AUGUGUGGGUUCCCGGUGACAGCCGACAUGGCACCCGUCAGCUCUUUGCUUGUCUAUUACGUCACGGAAGCCGGUGAACCUGUUAGUGACGUGGCCAGUUUCCAUGUGCGGCUUCUGCACAAAGAGGUUGCUGUUGCCAUAGAAGAAAGGCGCUGGUGGUAUCCCAGAGCUGCUCUCCAAUUGCGAGUCCUAGCGCCACCAGAUUCUACCAUGUGCCUUUUCGGAGCCCGCGCACCACCUGAUGCACGUUUUGACCCUCAUCAAACGACCCCUGAACAUGAAGAGCAACCAGGCCCAGAAUUCGUUUCUGCAGGUGUAUCCCUCUUUGUUGGUGGAGGGGCAUGCGGCGGUGGCGUGCUGUACCGACAGCGAACUGCUCCUGUGCCACCAGCGCCUGCACAUCUUGUGCCACCAGCGUCGCAUGACCGGCUUUGGAUGUGGAAAUGCUUCAAUUAUACGAACCAGCUCUCGACCGAUGGCGUGACUAUCUCAGCUCCCUCAGAGGCUGGUCGGUGGUCUCUCUGGGCGCUCUCCCUUUCCAACCACGGUCUUCGCUUCUCUGCCCCUCGCACCAUCAAUGUCUUUCGACCAAUUCAAUUAGACUUCUCGCUCCCACUGACUUUGAAAGUUGGUGAAACCGUGGAGGUUGAUGUCAAGAUUACUAACAAUAUCAAUAACUGUAUGGAUGUGACAGCACUGUUGGCACUCAGCGCAGGAGCAGCUUUCGCAAGUACCGGCGCUCUGUACGUCACAGAACGUCUCCGACUUGGCCCACGCGGUGGAACUCAACUGGUCGUGAGAGUCGCCGUCAAUACGCCUGGCAGGAAAAAUAUUACUGUGGAAGUCACCGGCUACAGUGCUGACAACUGCUCAAUCUCCUAUACAUCUUUCAACAACGAGACCCUUGUGGGGUCUGUAAUCCGGUCUGCCAGCGUACUCGUGCUGCCUGAAGGUCUUCACAGGACUGACACGCAAAGUGCUUACUUCUGUGCAAACGAACAUUUGGCGGUAUCGACUCGUGGAUCCUGGGAAUGGCAGUGGGUAGCUGCACCAAGGAAUCGAGCAGGCUUGGUCUUAGAAUUACGAUCGCAAGGAGCUGCUCAUGUCGCCUUGUCUGCAAUACGAGAACCUUCUGAUAACAUGUACCGUGUUGUAUUUGAGAGAACGAGAGUUUGGAUUGCUAAAGGAAAACAUGGUUACGAUGUUCAUCUAGCGAGUGCAGAAGAAACAGAAAGUGAUGAAGAAUGCUCAAGUGAAUCUGCAUGGUGCGCUUGGUGGGUUUGGUGGGAAGGAGGUCGGUUAUCUGUUGGGAGGGGGGCAGCACCUUCAGAGAGAAGGCUCUUAGUUUGGCCACUUGCUUCCGACAUGAGGAUCAAGUAUGUAGGCUUCAGUGCCUUAUGGGGAGAUAAAGCUGAUUUCAGAAUUUGGAAUUUCAACGAAGAAGCUGGUUUCUCACAAGUAUUGGAAUUGGGUCUCCCUCGUGGUGUUGUUCCUGGUUCUACAAGUGGUACCCUUCUCGUCUCUGGUGGUCUACAUCUGCCUCUGUACAAUCUUCAAACAGACUCUACAGAUCAAUGGGCUGAAGUGUGGAGAGACUCACAGUUAUCUGCAGCAUCUGCAAGUUUGGCUCCGCUGCUAGCACUUGAACAUAUUCCACAUUUAGUCGACGAUAAUGAACGGGAGAGGAUUUUGAGAAAGUUGCCUGAACAGGUUCAAGUAUUGUUAUCCUUCCGCAAAAGCGACAAUUCCUUCAGCGAUCAUCCUGGGAUGAGCAGUCAUCUAUCGACUAUCAAAAUAUUAGAAAUUUUAACCAAAAUCCAGUCCUAUUACCCAGUGGACCCAGAUUUGCUUCAAGCUAUUAAAAAAUGGAUCCAGAAACGCCAAAAUUCUGAUGGAUCUUUUACACCUUUGGCAGCAGACAAAGAAGUAGACUAUUAUCCCAUAGAUAUGCCAAAAUCGAACAGCACUAUGAAAGAUAUAGACGUGAAUGAGUACUACUAUUAUGACAAAGACGGUAACAUGACACAGAAAGAAAUUGAUUGGGAGAGGAAAGUAGAAGUAACUGCAGAGACUUUAGUUACUUUGCUUGAAGUUGGUGUUGAGAAUCAGAUUGAUGCUGACGUUGCGAUGAAGUCUCAGAAAUACUUGGAACAGAAUCUGCACAACCUAACAUCACCGGCUGCUCUUGCUGCUACUGUAUUAGCGUUAGUUUUAGCACGGAGUCCCAUAGUACCAGAAGCACUUGUGAUUCUAAGAAAUGCUUCGACAACUGAAGAAGGGGAGUUUGGUUGGCCAGCCCCAAGAAAAGACGCUGCAGACUGGUUGUUAGAAGAAACUUCCAGAAAUAUCAAGACGACUUCUUAUGAGGCAGUAACAAUGGAGCAAUACGUAGCUGGAGUACGUGUUCUUCUUGCCGCCUGUGCCAGGGGUGCUUUAGCAGAAGGAGAAGCGGCUGCUCGAUUCUUAUACUACCGCGCGUCAACGUUGCAGAGACACCCCAGUCUGGCUUAUAGUGCCACUAAAGCAGCUGCCCAAUAUGCUGCGUUGGCUCAUGACAGGCAUCGAGCUCUGACGGUAUCACUAGCAACAGCCGGAAUGGAACUGACGGAUACCCUGGAAUUGCGCGCCCGUACACCUCCCAGGCCAUUACAAUUGCCUGGACUGCCUACUAAAGUAUUUGUGUAUGCUACUGGUGCAGGGUGUGCUACUGUUCAGGGUACAAUUGCUUAUUCUACAUACACACCGAAACCAGAAAAUGCGUUGUUAAAUAUUCAAGCUGCGAUUAUCGAGGAGAUUCGCCCCGAAAGAAGUAGCAUUGAAGAUCUACAAGGCAAUUUGCCUACAUUGAUAAUUAAAUCAUGUUUCAAAUGGAAAGGCAAAGAGCGUUCAGGUAUUUUGCGUCUUGAAUCUUCAUUAUUUUCUGGAUAUGAACUACAUUCUGUCAACCCAGUUGUAUUGGAUGGUGCUACCUUUGCCGACUUACACUUUGGUUCUAGAGGAGAAUCUGUAUGGUUCGUGUUUGCAAAUAUCAGCUCCACGUGCCCUGUUUGUGUGACUUAUGAAGUACGUUCAAAAUUUGUGAUAACUAGCUUACGCCCUGCUUUUGCCAAGAUUUAUCCUUCUACUAGACCCGAUCUAGCAGUGGAAACAUUUUUCCACGCAAGGGCAGGAAGUCCGUUGCUCCGAGGCAUAACUGAUGACGACUUCAUUACUUGGUUCGAUAAAACAGAACUUGCAAGUCUUAAAACAAGUGCCAGUAUCGAUAAUAUUUGUGAGUGUGGACGUAUUUGUAGCAGGGAUUAUGAAUUUAGAAAGAAUUUCGAGGAACACAGUAGCGACAGUACGGAAAACGAUGAAGUUACGACCGAACUAAUGAGCACAAAAAUAACUAGUGUAGAGAUGACACCUACUGAAGAUCCUACCACUACAGUAGUACCUACUUCAUCUAGAGCAAUGGCAGAUGUCAUAACUCAAGAACCUACAACUACAACAGUUAUAGAUAGUACUGAAGAACAUAUACAACCAACUGCAGAAUAUACAGAUAACAUUGAUGAUCCGAUUAUAAUUCCAACUGUAACGUAUAUAAAUAAAACUGAAAAUUUAAAAGUAAUAAAUAGCAUAGUGCCAAAAAUAAAUGGUGAAUUGAUUAUUCAAAAAUCAGUACUGCCAAAACUAAUACCAAAGAAAGAUGACGUUAAGAAAAAGCCCUUACCGCGAAGAAAAGGUACACUUAAGGCAACGUAUGGUGAUAAACAUGAAAAGUUUUUUAUGAAUAUGAAAAAAGGUGAAAAAGUAACUCCAAUUCCUGUAACUGCUAGUAUUAAAUUAAAUAAAACAAAGGAAAUUUUAGUAGAACAAGAAAGUACACCCAAGGUUGUACUGGAAAAACCAGAAGACAGUCAUGUUUUGAUUUCAUCUGAUGUUAUUCCUAAUAAAACACAAGAUAUAAUAACAAGUACAGAAACUUACCUUUUUGAAAAGACUACUGCAGUGAAUGAGGUAAAAAUUAAAAAUGAUAUCUUACCACAAAAUAAAUCUUUCGAUGUUGUAGACAAACAUACAGAAGUAAAAGCAAUAAUAAACAAAACAUCUGAAGUGCCAAAACAGCAACCAAAUUCAGAACUAUUACCACAUACAAAAACGACGAUCACUAAUAACAAUAUUAAAACAAUCCUUUACAGAACAAAGAAACCAAAAUCAAUAACUCAAAUAAAGAAACCGUUAAUAAACGCAAUUCAUAACAAUACCACGAAGCAUAACAGGAGUGACGUCAUUGACUCUGGUUUUAUCAAUAAGACUAAGAAAAAAAUAAUAUCACCAAAAUACAAUAUUAAAACUUUGAAAUCUAUAAACAAAGAAAUACACAAAAUACCACCCACACCUAUUUCCGAGACGUCUAAAUCACUGUCAGAGAAUAUAAAACCUGAUAUCGCUCCAGAAAAUAAGCAAGGUUUUGAUAUUUUAAAUAAGAACAAUUUGUGGGAGCUUCUGAAAGAGGGUUCUGAUAACGAUCCAUCCAAGAUAGAAGAAAAGCUACACGUGAAUCACAAUAGAUUAAAUAUUCUAGGUCAUAAUAUGUCUAACGUAGAUAAUCACCGAUCUUUAUAA